Messenger RNA from Nycticebus coucang (slow loris), 4300 nucleotides. RefSeq names its product caspase-12-like. NCBI's taxonomy places the organism in Eukaryota, Metazoa, Chordata, Mammalia, Primates, Lorisidae. Gene Ontology annotation, biological process: regulation of apoptotic process; proteolysis. Gene Ontology annotation, molecular function: cysteine-type endopeptidase activity. The transcript has 11 exons. Bases 2281 to 3492 code for a protein of 403 amino acids. The record is from RefSeq and is a predicted model, not a curated record.
UGGGUCUGGGAAUUGAAAUGUGCUUGGGAACCUCAAGAGAAGAGGGAUUUACCCAAUGCAUACCGGUAUCUAAUGGUACAGAUGAAAACUGGUCUCUGAAAGGCUUUCAAAAAAGUCUAGCCUGAAAUUCCUUAUAAAAAGUUCUAGCAAAACCAAUUUUAAAAGAAAAAAGAGCCUAGAUGGCUAAUAAUUAACUAUUCUUACUGCACUUGAUGCAAAUAAUUAGACCCCGUAUACUGAAGGUACAGUUUAUUUUGGCAAAUUAGUUAGUUCUACUAUAAUUUGCCUUUAAUAAAAAGAGAAGUUAGAGAGAGAAAAAUAGUUUAAAAGAAAGAAAAAGACGCUGUAGUCCACAUGUAUUAUACCCCAGCCUUAUCUGUACUCAUAAAAUGAAACGUAACUGUUUUACUAAAUUAAUCUGUUAAAUGGGACUAAGAGAUUGGCCAAAGAGUAUAGAAUUAUAUAUAGUAGUUAUAUUUACUCUAAAGGCUUAAAACUCAACAAAGGUUGCCUGUUGACUACACUAAAAAACUUGUGCAGUAUUAAAUGUUAUCUAAAAUUUCCCAGUAAAUAGUGUAACUGUAAACACUGCAUUCUACUCUGCUGAAUCUGCUGCUAGCAGAAGCCAAGUGGCCCACUUUUCUGAACUUAAAAAAAAAAAAAAAAAAGGCCUUUUUUAGUAUAAGGCUGGCUCUGGGAAGCCAGAGUCUGUUUGCUUUCCAGUGGGAAAGACCAAACAUGGAAACAGUACACAUAGACCAGUUUGCACAGGGAUUCAAAACACCCACGAUUUUUGAAGAAAGGCUGGCUUGUGACCUCCAGAAAUUCCUGGCUGAAGAAUUAAAAUAUGUGCUGUUCCAAUAUUUCGAUGACCUCCUUUCAGGACACCCUACCCAGGAGAGUUGCGCCAGAGGCAUGGACUAUCUUUUAUGACAUCUAGAGGUAUGUGGCUAUAAUGUAUCCAAACGGAGGGCCCAGAUUUGCCAGCAGCAAAUACGUUAUCUAAGAUUUACUAUCCAGCAGGGGUAAAGGUAUCUAUGCAUGAAAUAGAGGCAGGUCAUUAAUUGCCUCCUCAGCCCCACAAGCCAAGAGCAGGUUUAGAAAUUCUUGGGCCCGGUAGGCUUCUGUUGUCUUUGGAUCCCCAACUUUACCAUCUUAACUAAGCCCUUGUAUGAGGCAACUAAAGGAGAGGAGGGAAAGCCCUUAAGGUGGGGAGAAAAACAGGAACGUGCCUUCUCCCAGCUAAAGAUGAGGGUGAUGGCUGCACCUGGAUUGGGACUGCCAGACUUGGCCAAGCCCUUUACUCUGUAUGUCUCAGAGAGAGAUAAAAUGGCUGUGGGUAUAUUAACCCAGCUGGUUGAGUCCUGGCCAAGGCCUGUAGCCCACCUCUCUAAGCAGUUGAACGGAGUGGCAAAAGAAUGGCUGCCCUGUUUACGGGCUCUGGCCGCUUCUGCUCUCCUUGUGGAAGAAGCUGAUAAGCUGACUCUAGGGCAGGAUCUCAGAGUGAAAGAACCGCACUCUGUGGUCAAUUUAAUGGACACUAAGGAACGUUUUUGGCUCUAUAAUGCAACACUCUAAACCAAGCCACGCUCCUUCCAGUGAGUGGAAGAGAGACUGAGCAUGACUGUAUGGAAGUUAUAGAUAAUGUGUACUCUAGCAGACCUGACUUUGAGUGACCAGCCCUGGACAGAUGCAGACUGGGACUUGGUAUGUAAAUGAAAGCAGUUAUGUGAUAAAGCAAGGUGAGCGGCGGGCUGAGUAUGCAGUGGUCACCUUAACAGAGACUGUGGAGGCUAAGCCCCUACCUCAAGGGACAUUGACUCAGAUGGGUGAGUUAAUUGCCUUGACUGGAGCCUUACCACCAUCACUAAAAGGAGCACUAGGGUUAGUACUGAGGCAAAGAGGGCUGCAUCCCAACUGUACCAGGUGGUGUGAGUAGUUCCUCUCAUCCCAUGAGUUCUGGAGCUCAACCCUAAAAAGAGUAACAAGGAAAAUCUCCACUAGAGUAAUUAACUGUGUUCUGUUUGUUCUUUCUGUGUCUGUAUAUCUUUUCUCUCUGGAAGAUCAAGGGACCAAGUUUAAGUCUGGAAUCAGAACCCGGUCCCCCUCAAAUCAAGGUAGAAAGGAUCUUACACCAUCAUCCUGACCACAUGCACGGCAGUGAGAUGAGAAGAAUCCUCACCUGGAGUCAUCACAGCUGGCUGAAUAGAGCUUCACUGCCCCUUCAGAAGUGAAGCUCAGAGGUCCCUGGAGGAAGACCCGGUCAACGCGGUGAAGCUGAUGGCCAGGAACAUGCUCGAUGGCAUUUUUGAUGACUUGGAAAAUAGCGUGUUAAAUACACACGAGUUGCGCAAAAUAGAAGAAGGUGUAACUCUCAUCGUGAACAACACUGGAAACCUGUUUGAUGAUAUCAAAAAGAAAACUCAAAAGGCCAGCAGACUCCUUACGGAACGCCUGCUCAACACGGAGGCUCAGCUGAGUUUAAAUUGUCUUUCUGAAAAUGAGGAUGAUAAAUCUGAGGAAAACUCUGCAUCAUCUUCCUCUUCAGCAGGGUCCAAAACUGAGAAUGGAGAUGAAGAAACGGAGCAGGAUGCUGGAUUAUUGGCACAGACAUCAAUUCUAGCACUAACAGAUCGUCAGGAAACCCAGUGUACCCAACUUAACAAGUUGAAGCUUUGCCCCCGUGAUCAUUUUCAUAAAAUGAAGACAAAAAUGACAGAUGAGAUAUAUCCAGUGAUGGAGAGAGAGGGCCGAACUCGCCUAGCCCUCAUCAUCUGCAACAAAAAAUUCAACUAUCUACCUAAUCGAUGUGGUUCUGAAAUUGACCUUUUGGGGAUGCAAGACCUACUGGAAAACCUUGGAUACUCAGUGAUUGUAAAAGAGAAUCUCACUGCUGAGGAAAUGGAGAAAGAACUAGAGCAGUUUGCGGCCCGCCCAGAGCACCAGUCCUCGGAUAGCACAUUCCUGGUGUUCAUGUCACACGGCAUCCUGGAAGGAAUCUGUGGGAUAAAGCACAGGAUGCAGGAGCCAGAUGUUCUUCACGAUGACACCAUCUUUAAAAUUUUCAAUAACCAGAACUGCUGGAGUCUGAAAGACAAGCCCAAAGUCAUCAUUAUGCAGGCCUGCCGCGGCCGAGGUAGUGGGAUGGUGUGGGUGGCCACUGACCUGGGAGAAGCUACUGCAGACACACACGGCCAGCCCUUGCCGCAGCGCUGUAUCUGGAGCAACGCUAUCACGAUGGCCCACCUGGAGAAGGACUUCAUUGCUUUCAAAUCUUCAACGCCACAUAAUGUUUCUUGGAGGCUUGACGUAGGAUCUCUCUUCAUUUCCCAACUUAUCUUCUACUUCAAAGAGUAUUCUUGGUGUCAUCAUUUAGAGGACAUUUUUCGAAAGGUUCAACGUUCAUUUGAGACCCCAAACAUACUGACCCAGAUGCCCACCAUUGAAAGAGUAUCCAUGACACGAUAUUUCUACCUCUUCCCAGGGAAUUAAAACUCUUAAGAAGGAUUGCAGGAAAACGAAGGUAUUAUGGUGUACAAGGUUAAUUUUUGAUCAAGAGUAUUUUUAUACCAAACUUCUCAACUGCCCACUCUCCACAAACACCAGACUAAAAUAACUCUGAUAUUGUUGCUGAAUUAAUGAUUAAUAAAUUCUUUUAAAAUUAUGCUUAUUUCUUCUUUUAAUCAUAAAAGUCACUCAUGCCCAUUACAGAAAAGUAUGUAUAUAAACAAGCAUUAAAAAGAAAAAAGGUUUUUUACUAAUCAUUGUUAACUCUUUUGAAACUCUAUUUCUAAAAACUUUAAUUCAUUUUUAUAUAGUUCAUUCAUUUUGUAUAUUCAAUUUUGUCUUUUUCUUCUAUUAUGUUAUAACCAUCACUAAUACUAACAAAAAUGACUGAUAGCUAGACAAAUGUCUCCUUUUAAAACUGUUAUACUAAUUUAAUUGAUGAAAGUAGUCAAUUUCAGUGGCAUACCUUUUGUUACUGACAUCAUUGGACUUUCUCACAUCUUUAUUAGCUAGGUUCCUUUUGCAUAAAUUGUAAGAUAAUAUUCUUUUUCCAUUUUAUUUCAAGUUAUAUGUUUUCCUUAUCAAUCAUAUAAAAUUUUUAUACAUGACAACUAUGUUUUCUUAUGGUCCUAUCACAUGUUAAAGUUAGCUGUUCAGUAUUAAAUUUGUGUAUGAUAUCAUAUGAUAAUGUGGAAUGUUCAGAUUUUCAGUAAUGGAAUCUAUUUCUAUUUCCUUCUGUGUUGGAUUCUAAUCUUUUUAAGUUUAAAUAUUAUAUGACCACUUACAAUUUUUU